AUGAACGCUCCGUCAUUGUGGACUCGUAUCGAGCUCCGUGUCGACCACGAUCUAAUCGACGUAACGCUUCCAAAGCUCUCGUACGUCGAGGCGUGUUUACAGCGUAGUCAAAGUGCCGGCCUAGAUAUCGAAAUGCACCUGGGGUGGCAGUCAAAAGAUGACUUUAUCCGCGACGUCGCGAAGAGUGCAAUAAUCGCUGUAGGGGACAAGGGAGAAGAAGAAGCGGUUGUUUCAACCCUUGAGGAGAUAGAUAUGCACUUUAGCUGCUCCGUAUAUAGAAAGAAGGAGGACGCGAUAUUCAAAGCCCUCGAUUCGAUUAUCAGUCUCGAACGUUGCAACAUACACCGAUGGACGACACUCGCCCUCAUGCUACCUUCCGACUAUUCUCAACAUUGA
Molecule: messenger RNA, 396 nt
Organism: Serendipita indica DSM 11827
Lineage: Eukaryota; Fungi; Basidiomycota; Agaricomycetes; Sebacinales; Serendipitaceae
Source: the annotation of a GenBank genome assembly